This is a messenger RNA of Adelges cooleyi (spruce gall adelgid), 6319 nucleotides long. It is a transcript of the gene slo, whose product is annotated as calcium-activated potassium channel slowpoke. The coding region runs from base 741 to 4391 and encodes 1216 amino acids. Gene Ontology annotation, cellular component: postsynaptic membrane. Gene Ontology annotation, biological process: transmembrane transport; potassium ion transport. The transcript has 28 exons. Gene Ontology annotation, molecular function: large conductance calcium-activated potassium channel activity. NCBI's taxonomy places the organism in Eukaryota, Metazoa, Arthropoda, Insecta, Hemiptera, Adelgidae. The record is from RefSeq and is a predicted model, not a curated record.
UCUAUACAUAAUACUGCACACGUACAAAAGCGGCGACCCGCGCGCGCCGCACUGUUGUCGGUUUUCUUACAUAGAUAUAAGCGCUCGUCGGCGGUGGCCGGCCACGAGCAGAGGAUAGAACAACGGACGGGUGAGGGGCACGGGUGAUGGGGACGGGCAAGCUUAUAUACAGGCAAGUUCCGGGGACAAGCAGCCGAUCCGCCGCCGCCACCGAAGCAGCAGUCGCUCGUUAACCGCCGACGGUGUCGCCGAAAACGUUUCAUGUGCGCGAUUUAUUAGAUUAUUUUGUUUUUUUUUUUCAUACCUAUUUUUUUUUUAAAAUUAUUAUUAUUAUUAUUAUUAUUAUUACUGUCAAUUCGUACCUACUUGAUUGCGGUCGUCCCAUAUCUAUACAUACAUGUCCGCCGACGCCGUCCAACUCCAUCCUCCCGUCGUUUGGCCGUAAAAGCGAGAAUUUUUUCGACUGCAAAUCGUAUGUCAUAUCAAAGUAUUUAAGAAAAUAUAUUUUUUUUCUAUCUCAUCGGAUAACGUAUUUUUCGACCAUGGGGUUUCGGAAUAAUUUUUACUGUAAACGGCGGAAAAUCAAAACAAUACGCCGGUCAUUAUAACAACGACAACAACAAAACCAGCAGCGACAACGCACGGUCAUCGCAGGCGGCUAGCUCGGCCGUGUGGUGGCCGCUGGAGGUUGUCUUUCAUGUAUCCCGGUGGUCCGGCACCGGCGAGCCGCUUCAGCGAUCAUGGCAAUGGACAAGGCGUGCUGCUCGCAUUUAUGCCCGGUGUUGGCUGCCACCACCCCGCCGACCGCGGAGUGCCUGAACGACCGCAAAUGGUGGUGCUUCCUGCUGUCCAGCGUGUUCACGUUCCUGGCCGGCCUGCUUAUCGUCCUGCUAUGGCGGUUCUUCGCGUUCCUGUUCACUCGCAAGCAGCCGGCCGAGCUGACAGCGCCCGGGUGUCCCAACUCCGAGCCCAAGAAAGAGACCAAGCGUCAGGGCAAACAAGAGUUCGAGGGCACGUUCAUGACAGAGGCCAAAGACUGGGCAGGCGAACUGAUAUCCGGGCAGACUACCACCGGCAGGAUACUGGUGGUGCUUGUGUUCAUUUUAAGUAUAGCAUCUCUAAUAAUUUAUUUUAUCGACGCCUCCAACGAGGAAGUUGAACGAUGCCAAAAGUGGAGUCAUAAUGUUACUCAACAAGUAGAUUUAGCGUUCAAUAUCUUUUUUAUGGUUUACUAUUUUAUAAGAUUUAUAGCAGCCAGUGAUAAGUUAUGGUUUAUGUUAGAAAUGUAUUCAUUUGUAGACUACUUCACGAUUCCACCGUCGUUUCUUUCAAUAUACUUAGGUCGAACUUGGAUCGGUCUAAGGUUUCUCCGAGCCUUACGUUUAAUGACAGUGCCUGAUAUUUUACAAUAUUUAAACAUUCUAAAAACGUCGAGUUCCAUUCGACUUGCUCAACUCGUGUCUAUUUUUAUAUCCGUAUGGUUAACCGCUGCCGGAAUUAUUCAUCUACUUGAGAACUCAGGAGAUCCAUUCGAGUUCAAAAACCAACAGCGGUUGUCAUAUUGGACUUGCGUGUACUUUCUCAUUGUCACUAUGUCCACUGUUGGAUAUGGAGACGUGUUCUGUCAGACGAUUUUGGGCAGAACUUUUCUUGUAUUUUUCCUACUCGUCGGACUUGCGAUUUUUGCGAGUUGUAUACCCGAGAUAAUUGACCUGAUCGGGACUAGACCAAAAUACGGAGGAACCCUGAAGAAUGAACGUGGAAGGAGGCACAUUGUCGUUUGUGGACACAUUACGUACGAGUCGGUCUCUCACUUUUUGAAAGACUUCUUACACGAAGACAGAGAAGACGUGGACGUGGAAGUAGUAUUUUUACACAGAAAAGAGCCAGAUUUAGAAUUGGAAGGGCUGCUCAAACGUCACUACACCACUGUCGAGUUUUUUCAGGGUACAAUGAUGAACGCAGUAGAUCUUGAGAGGGUGAAGGUUCAUGAAGCCGACGCUUGUCUGGUUUUGGCAAAUAAAUACUGUCAAGAUCCGGACGCUGAAGACGCUGCGAACAUAAUGAGGGUUAUUUCUAUCAAAAAUUACUCGGACGACAUAAGGGUUAUAAUUCAACUUAUGCAGUAUCAUAACAAAGCGUAUUUACUAAACAUUCCUUCGUGGGACUGGAAACAAGGCGACGACGUCAUUUGCUUGGCCGAGUUGAAACUCGGUUUUAUCGCGCAAAGUUGCCUGGCUCCAGGUUUUUCCACUAUGAUGGCGAACUUGUUCGCAAUGAGAUCGUUCAAAACGAGUAGAGAUGUGAUAGAGCGUUUGAUACCGUGUAUAGUUCCUGUGAAGAGUGUGGAGUUUGGUGUAUUUCAGUCUCCGGAUACGCAAGCGUGGCAGAACGACUAUCUGCAGGGCACCGGCUGCGAGAUGUAUACGGAGACCCUAUCCCCGUCGUUCACCGGCAUGACGUUUCCGCAAGCCAGCGAGUUGUGCUUCACCAAGCUGAAACUGCUGUUGUUGGCCAUCGAGAUAAAGGGUGAGGACGGUCGAGACAGCAAGAUAUCAAUAAACCCUAGGGGUUCAAAAAUACAAGCAAGCACUCAGGGAUUUUUCAUCGCUCAGUCUGCCGAUGAAGUUAAAAGGGCAUGGUAUUAUUGCAAAGCGUGUCACGAAGAAAUUAGAGACGAGACAUUGAUUAAGAAAUGCAAGUGCAAAAAUUAUGUCGGUAUGAUUAUGAUGGAGACUGGAAUGAUGGCACAUAAUUAUAAUUUCGAGGUGGCGACAUUCCGGAAAGGCGUUCGCGCUAUACAAAUGGUCGGACGGGCAAACGAUCAUCCUCCCCCCACGGAAACUCCACCAACUCUUCCAAAGAGAGUACAUAAUAUCAGAGGUGACGUUGGAAAGGAUAAGGAAAUAACGCUGAUGAGUAACAAAAACGGAACGACCAUACCCAAUUCGAUUAUGUCUGUAACAAAACAAGUGAACAAAGUGAAACCCAUCAAUCGUCCGACGGACAAGGGAUCUCCAAAUCAGACUUAUAACAAUCGAACACAACAAGACGAAGGAAGCUACGCCGGUUACCAACUUGCAUACGAAGUCAAAAAACUCUUGCCUACCACUCGAGGAGGAUCAGCCGGCACAAACAUGAGUAAUAAUGGUAUUCAAAUAGGAAUUGCCGACGAUCAGGCAAAAGACUUUGAUUUUGAAAAGACUGAAAUGAAAUACGACUCAACCGGUAUGUUCCAUUGGAGUUCAGCAAAAAGUCUGGAAGAAUGCAUUCUAGACAGAAACCAAGCGGCCAUGACGGUGUUAAACGGCCAUGUCGUGGUGUGCCUGUUCGCCGACCCAGACUCUCCGCUGAUCGGACUCAGGAACCUGGUGAUGCCGUUGAGGGCGUCGAAUUUCCAUUAUCAUGAGCUGAAGCACGUGGUCAUUGUCGGCGCCGUGGACUACAUCCGCCGCGAAUGGAAGAUGUUACAAAACUUGCCGAAAAUCUCCGUUCUCAACGGGUCGCCACUCAGUCGUGCCGACUUGCGUGCGGUUAACGUUAACCUGUGCGACAUGUGCGUGAUAUUGUCGGCAAAAGUUCCUAGCAACGACGAUCCUACACUGGCCGACAAAGAGGCCAUUCUGGCGUCGUUGAACAUCAAAGCGAUGACUUUCGACGACACCAUUGGAGUGCUCACACAAGACGAAGCUGUGGUGACCAAGCAGUUCGAUACGGAAGGUCUUAACUGUGCCGGUGGCCCUAUUGUACUGCAAAGACGAGGGUCGGUAUAUGGGGCAAACGUGCCGAUGAUCACCGAGCUGGUCAAUGACAGCAACGUUCAAUUUCUCGACCAAGACGACGACGACGACCCUGACACCGAACUGUACCUCACACAACCAUUUGCGUGUGGUACCGCCUUUGCCGUCAGUGUACUGGAUUCGUUAAUGUCAACGACGUAUUUCAAUCAAAACGCCUUGACACUCAUCCGAUCAUUGAUAACCGGCGGGGCGACUCCCGAACUCGAGUUAAUUUUAGCCGAAGGUGCAGGCCUUCGAGGUGGAUAUAGUACUGACGAGAGUCUGGCCAAUAGAGACAGGUGCAGAGUUGGACAGAUUUCGCUGUACGACGGCCCUUUAGCUCAAUUCGGUGAGGCCGGCAAGUAUGGCGAUCUGUUCGUUUCUGCUCUGAAAUCGUACGGGAUGCUGUGCAUUGGACUAUACAGGUACCGAUUCAGAGACAGAAGCUCGUCCUGUGAUGCAUCAUCCAAACGAUACGUCAUCACCAACCCGCCAGAUGACUUUUCCCUCAUGCCAACGGAUCAGGUUUUCGUUUUAAUGCAAUUUGAUCCUGGGCUCGAGUACAAACCAACCAGCAGAAACGGCGGUCGGGUCAAAGACGACAACUCCUGACUAUUGCUUUGUAGCGCUCUCACAGACGGUCCGUACUCGUACAUAUAAACCGCCGUUGGGUCAAGCGACCACUGAAAAGUUUAAAUAAUAAUAUUAUGUUCAGUAAAGCUCAACAUUUCGAACAACCGACACUCCGAAGCUGUGUCCUAUUAUUAAAGCGUCGUUAGUCACAGGACUUUUUUUGAAAUUGUUUACCAAAUAUUACAUUUCAACAAACGAACUGUGUCAAUUUCCGAAAUGAUUCGUUGACUAAAAAAUACACAGAGUAGCCUUCCUAUCGCAGGGAAUAGCACCGGCUAACACGCGUUCAAGUGGGAUAAACGCCGAAAGCGAUUGUGCCCAUAUUGAACUCGUGUUAUCCGUCGCUACUUGUAACAACAAUUAUUAGUAUACAAUUUUUAAAUAUUUCCAAACUGUUGUGAAAUGAGUUUUCAGUAUUUUUAAAAUUAUGUUUUGACAUGAAAUUUACUGUUUUGAAAAUGUUCUUUACAAAAUGUUAUAUAUAAUCAUAUUUAAAUAAUAUUUUUAAUUAACAUUUUUGAAAUACAGAAUUUCGUGUCAAAAUGUCAUUAUAAAGUAUUUGAAAAAUAUUAAAAACACGUUUGUCAACAUUUUGGAAAUAUUUAAAUGUUUUUUUUUUCUGUUUGGACGUCUACUCGGUAUGUUAUAAAACCGAUCGUCUUAGUUGAGGGAAAGCGAUCUAAUCUGUAGUUUAAAUUAAUUUUUGUAUUUUAUAUACCUAUAUUUUUUUAGUCGGGGUCAACUAUAUUGUUCUUGAUUCGGGGGGAAGCAACAUUAGAUUCAUAUUAUUUUUGUAUUGAGAGUCUGUAGUAAAAUAUACCUAUUUCAGUGGUUCGCUAAAGAACCUAUCGAAGUGGCGAAGAUAAAAAAGUAUAUUAUAUUAUGUCGAGUGCAAAACGGAAUCCCAGUGGCUGCGCUACACAUCUCGUAUCAAAUCCUUGUACAUAAUAUAUUAUUAUAAUAAUAGAAAAAUUGUGUAUAGCAAACGAUUGUUGAAAAUUCUCAUUGUCACUUCAUUAUUAUCAUACGACACGCUAAAAACUGUACGACUUGAAAAAAGCCACCUAAUCGAAAUGUAAAGGUCUUUUAUAUAGCUUUAAUUAUACCCUCUAUAAUUAAUGUGUUUGUGAUGCCCACCAAAUACUGUCGAAGUCAGUAUUUUCAAUUCGAUGUAAUAAUAUUAAUAGGAUAAGAAUAUAUAUUAUUAAUCUGUACACACAAACUACGAAUGUAAUACCUAUUAUGAUGUUAUAGUACCUUCAUAUUUGAUGGCGGAUACUUAGUAUAUUGUAUAAUUUAGUACAUUAUAAUGAUUUUUGUGUAUAUAUACCGAGAGAAAGAUAAUUCAAUGAAUUAUUCAAAAGAAAAGUUCCAUUUUAAUUAUCAUAAAACAAAAAAAUCGAUUUUUCAGUAAUAUUAUACUAAUACAGUUGGAUCACGAAGAUUCGACAGAUUUGUAUGCAAUUUGUGUUUGUAAAUUUGUUGAAUCCUCUUGAUCCGUGUUGUGAAAAUUCUAAUAGCCAAUCUAAUGUCAAAAAUUGCAUCGGCCAAAUUUAAAGAGGCACUGUAAUUUUGCAUACUAGAGCGGCUAAUCGAUGUAGUGUAAUCGACACGAAAUCUGUCAUACGUUGUUAUAUUUGUCAACGAUAUUUUUUUGUUUUAUGAAAAUUAAGUACAUACUAUUAUUAUAAUACAAAAUUUAACACAUUUUUCGUAAAUCGGUUUUGAAGACGUUUAGCCCAUAAGCGUUAAAAAAUAUUAAUAAUUAUUGAUAUGUAAAUUAUUAUUAUAUAUAUUAAUUUCAAACAUAAUUUUGUACACUGCGUUACCGAAUUUAUAAUUGUAUUUCAAUAGUCUGAAUGUUAUCUUUUUCGAAGGAAAAAACAAAAAUAAUUGUUUUGUUUGUG